CCGACCUUGCAAUCGUGUGGCUCUCUCUCCGCCCUUAAAACCUCGAUUCCUCUCUUCACCAAGAGAGAGAGAGCCAGCGAGCGGAGCGGCAUUGAUCCCCGCCGCCAUGGCCACGCUUCAAGCUUCACUCCUCUUUCGCCCCUCGCUCUCGCCUUCGCUCCAUCUCCCCGGCCUCCGCCGCCCUGGCGCACCAUCGUCUUGUAUCGCGGCGCCCAACAAUCCUCAUAGACUUCGCUCUCAUCGUCGCCUUGCGAUUGCUCCACGGGCAUUACCUCAAGACGAUCCAAAUCCCGCUCUUGAACCCUCGAGAAGCUCUGAGCUUUCUGGAGAAACCGGUCUUGAUGGCUCGGUUUUGGAUCCCGAGCCUGCGGCAGAAGCAGUGGGCGAUGAUGUCGUUGCCUCUUGGGAAGCGGCUGUGGCGGUCGGGGGUGGUGGUGAGGUUGUGGAGAAGAAGGGAGUGGAUAGUGCGGUCGGGACGCCGGUUCUUGCAUUCUUGAUGGGGAUUUUGGCUUCGGCGAGGAAGGGUUUGGAUAAGGCGGCGAUGUCGGAGUGGCUGAGCUGGUGGCCGUUCUGGAGACAGGAGAGGCGGCUUGAGCGGUUGAUCGCGGAUGCGGAUGCCAGCCCUAAGGAUGCGGCCAAACAGAGCGCUUUGCUUGCCGAGCUCAAUAAGCACAGUCCUGAAUUAGUCAUCAAACGGUUUGAACAAAGAAGUCAUGCUGUUGAUAGCAAAGGAGUAGCUGAAUAUCUCCGUGCGCUUGUUGUCACCAAUUCACUUGCAGAGUAUCUUCCAGAUGAGGCAUCAGGGAAGCCUUCUGGUCUCCCGGCACUGUUGCAAGAGUUAAAGCAACGCGUGUCAGGGAACGAGGACGAAUCAUUUUUGAAUCCUGGCGUGUCAGAAAAGUUGCCCUUACAUGUGGUUAUGGUUGACCCUAAGGCUUCUAGUAGAUCCACACGAUUUGCUCAGGAGCUCCUCUCAACCAUCUUGUUUACCAUUGUCGUGGGUCUGAUGUGGGUGAUGGGUGCAGCUGCCCUUCAGAAGUAUGUGGGCAGCUUAGGUGGUAUAGGUGCAUCAGGCGUUGGUUCAAGUGCUACAUAUACUCCAAAAGAAUUAAGUAAGGAAAUCAUGCCGGAGAAGAAUGUGAAAACCUUCAAGGAUGUCAAAGGGUGUGAUGAUGCGAAACAAGAGCUUGAGGAAGUGGUUGAAUACCUGAAAAACCCAGGAAAAUUUACACGGCUUGGUGGAAAACUACCAAAGGGUAUUCUUUUGACUGGUGCUCCUGGGACUGGGAAGACUUUGCUUGCAAAGGCAAUUGCUGGAGAAGCUGGGGUGCCUUUUUUCUACCGAGCAGGUUCUGAAUUUGAGGAAAUGUUUGUUGGUGUCGGUGCUCGGCGUGUGAGGUCCUUAUUUCAAGCUGCUAAGAAAAAGGCACCUUGCAUCAUUUUCAUUGAUGAAAUAGAUGCUGUAGGGUCCACUAGAAAGCAAUGGGAAGGGCAUACUAAGAAAACAUUGCAUCAACUUCUUGUUGAAAUGGACGGCUUUGAGCAGAAUGAGGGGAUAAUAUUGAUGGCUGCAACAAAUUUGCCGGAUAUCCUCGAUCCAGCAUUGACGAGACCUGGAAGAUUCGACAGACACAUUGUUGUUCCAAACCCUGAUGUGAAAGGUCGACAAGAGAUUCUGGAGCUCUAUUUGCAAGACAAACCAUUGGCUGAUGAUGUGGAUGUAAAAGCGAUUGCCCGUGGUACUCCUGGCUUCAAUGGUGCAGAUCUAGCAAAUCUUGUAAAUAUUGCUGCCAUUAAGGCUGCAGUAGACGGUGCUGAGAAAUUAACUGCUGCACAGUUGGAAUUCGCAAAGGACAGAAUAAUUAUGGGAACAGAGAGAAAAACUCUGUUUUUAUCUGAAGAAUCAAAAAAGCUCACUGCCUACCAUGAGAGUGGUCAUGCUAUUGUGGCACUAAAUACUGAUGGUGCACAUCCUAUUCAUAAGGCGACAAUAAUGCCACGAGGCUCCGCUUUGGGGAUGGUUACUCAGCUGCCAACUCAAGAUGAAACAUCUAUCAGCAAGAAGCAGUUGCUAGCACGUCUUGAUGUCUGUAUGGGAGGCAGAGUUGCAGAGGAGAUUAUUUUUGGGGAAGAACAUGUUACAACUGGUGCCAGUAAUGAUCUCCAUACCGCUACAGAGCUUGCACAGUACAUGGUGUCAACUUGUGGAAUGAGCGACACAAUUGGCCCUGUGUACGUCAAAGAGCGACCGGGUGCAGAGAUGCAGUCACGAAUUGAUGCAGAAGUGGUGAAGCUCUUGAGAGAAGCUUAUGAUCGAGUAAAAGGCUUACUAAAAAAGCAUGAAAAUGCAUUACAUGCAUUAGCAAAUGCAUUGCUCGAGUAUGAAACCCUCAGUGCAGAUGAGAUAAAGAAAAUCCUCAAUCCUUACCAGGAAGCCGAACUAUCUGAACAAGAAGAGGCACUCGCUUUGACAUAAAAGAUGCAUUCGUUGAUACCAGUUCUUCCAAACUGCAGAGCAUGUACAGUGUUGCAAGCACAGGUAUUCUAAGGAGCCCAGCGAUCUUCUUUUUUAUUUGAGACUUCAGCUGCAUAUUUGACUUAUCAUAUUCUUUAACCGACAUUCAUAUUUAGGAGGUGAGGUAGGGGUGGUAGGGUUUUUUUUUUUUCGAUGUGUUAUUUGUAGCAUUACAGCCAAGGAAACUAGUAAAUUACAUAGAAAUUUAGGAGGUGCUUGUAUUCUAAAAACCAGAAGUUAUGUGUUAGAAAUUGUACAAACUGAAUGCUUUCUGUUAUUUACCAAUGGCAAAGUAAUUCUGGUUUUUAUUUAAA
This is a messenger RNA of Dioscorea cayenensis subsp. rotundata (Guinea yam), 2829 nucleotides long. Its product is annotated as ATP-dependent zinc metalloprotease FTSH 9, chloroplastic/mitochondrial. Gene Ontology annotation, molecular function: ATP-dependent peptidase activity; metalloendopeptidase activity; ATP binding. Bases 107 to 2476 code for a protein of 789 amino acids. Gene Ontology annotation, biological process: proteolysis. Gene Ontology annotation, cellular component: membrane; chloroplast thylakoid. The transcript is spliced from 17 exons. Lineage: Eukaryota; Viridiplantae; Streptophyta; Magnoliopsida; Dioscoreales; Dioscoreaceae. The record is from RefSeq and is a predicted model, not a curated record.